Brenthis ino (lesser marbled fritillary) is the source of this 549-nucleotide messenger RNA. Lineage: Eukaryota; Metazoa; Arthropoda; Insecta; Lepidoptera; Nymphalidae. The record is from the annotation of a GenBank genome assembly.
AUGGCAAGAGCAACUAGAAUUGCAUUAGACAUGGCGUUAGAAGCAAGUAAAUCUUUGAAAUCUGCUUCAGUGAUAGCUUGGCAAUAUGUGAAAACUGAGGCUGUACCACCCAUGACACUUAAUUUUUUUCACGGUCCCGGUGGCAAAAAACUAGAAGAUGUUGUAUCAAAAGCUACUGAUAACUUUAUUGCGGGCAUAAAAAAUCGAAUCCAACAAAUAGAACUUGAAAAGAUAAGAGAAGUUGCACGUAAAGAGACAGAAGCGAAAGCUCUACAGGAAAAAAAUAAGGCCGAAGCAAAAAGAAAAUCUGAGGAGGCUAAGAAAAAGGAGGCACAGAAAUUAGCUAAAGAAGCCAAGGCGAAACAGAAAACUGAUGCACAGAAGGCACAAGCUAAAGAACCAAAGAAUACCGCAUCUGACACCAAAAAAGAAGAAAUAAAAAAGGCGGCUACAACUACACCAAAAAAGAAGAAGCAAGCUAAAAGAAAAGAACCGAAGAAACACAGGCGAGAAGAUAAGAAAGGAACUCCGCCAAAAGCAAAUAGCAAA